GGGCAGCGCGGCGGGGCGGAGCCUAGCGGACAGUUGACUCAGCCAUAGGCUGCGUGUUCCUCUUGUGAUAGGCGUCAUGGUGACGAUUCCAGGCAACCCGGGGACUGGAGAAUAAGGCGGACCGGGCCGGGAGGUGAGAGCAGAGCGCAGAGCGGUUGGGUACGAGGAAAGGGGAAAGCUAUUUCCUGUGACACCGGCUGCUCGUGGAGAGGGGCUUCCAACACAGACGAAUCUCACCAUCCCAUGAACACACAAGAAAACGAGCAAGAGGGGUGCAGCACCGGACCCGAGUCUGUCCUGCGGCUGCGCAAAGGACACAUGCCAGUCACUUCUGAGGACACAGACUCUCAGCAUGAACAGUUCGACCACUUGUGCCCCCUCUUGGCGGACCCCCCUCCGUGUCCUGCACAAGAUAAUAAUGUAGAGGAGAAUGAAAGUACUGAAGAACCGGCUCAGGAAGAUGAAGGCUUUAUGGGAAUGGCCCCUCUCCUUCAAGCCCACCAUGCCAUGGAACGGGUAGAAGAAUUCGUCUGCAAGGUAUGGGAAGGAAGAUGGAGAGUCAUACCACACGACGUGCUGCCCGACUGGCUAAAGGACAAUGACUACCUGCUGCACGGCCACCGGCCCCCCAUGCCUUCCUUCAGAGCGUGCUUCAAGAGCAUCUUCAGGAUACACACGGAGACGGGCAACAUCUGGACCCACCUGCUAGGCUGUGUGUUUUUCCUAUGUCUGGGGAUCUUCUACAUGUUCCGGCCCAACAUGGCGUUUAUAGCGCCGGUGCAGGAGAAGGUGGUGUUUGGGAUGUUCUUCUUGGGCGCAAUCCUGUGUCUGUCCUUCUCCUGGCUCUUCCACACGGUGUACUGUCACUCAGAGGGGGUCUCGCGGGUCUUCUCCAAGUUGGACUACUCGGGCAUCGCCCUUCUCAUCAUGGGCAGCUUUGUUCCCUGGCUCUACUACUCCUUCUACUGUAACCCGCAGCCGUGCUUCAUCUACCUGAUCAUCAUCUGCGUGCUGGGCAUAGCAGCCAUUAUUGUAUCCCAAUGGGACCUCUUUGCCACCCCCCAGUACAGAGGAGUCAGAGCAGGUGUGUUUGUGGGCCUCGGCCUGAGCGGAAUCAUCCCCACCCUUCACUUUGUCAUCGCGGAAGGUUUCCUGAAGGCAGCGACCAUGGGUCAGAUCGGGUGGCUGGUACUGAUGGCCAGCUUGUACAUCACCGGGGCUGCACUAUACGCUGCACGGAUCCCGGAACGCUUCUUCCCUGGAAAGUGUGACAUUUGGUUCCACUCCCAUCAGCUGUUUCACAUCUUCGUGGUCGCCGGAGCUUUCGUUCACUUUCACGGCGUGUCCAACCUCCAGGAAGUCCGCUUCACAGUGGGCGGGGGCUGCGCAGCUCAGGAAGUGCUGUAAAAAUCACCUUUCCCUCCAGCACGGGAGAAUACAGCACGUUCCAACAGCGACUGCCACAACGGGGUGGGGGGGGGGGCUGGGAAGCGGCAAAAGGAAACCUUCCCUAGCGUCUGAUUUGAGGUGGAACAACAACAAAAAAAGGGACAGUAAAAACCCACAAAUCCCCGGACUGUGGAACUAAACCAGCUUACCUCAACCAUUUAAUACCAAGUGUAUGGAGUUAUUUAUUCCAGGGGCGGAGUCACACCUUUCAUACUUCUGGUUCUGCGGUGGAUUGGGUGGGGGGGGGGGUGUUGUUCACUCCGGCACGGAUGUGGUUUAAUUACUUUGCUACUCGAGUCUCCUACAGACGCCCCCAAGCUGCAGGUCUCCAGUAGGCUCUAUUUAUUUUUCUAGCUCUUCGUUCUUUUCUGGAGGGGGGGGGGCGGGGCAUUGUUAUUAUCUAGGUUACUUCCCCUUUAACUCUGGUGAGAGUCACUAUUCAGGGUUUAUUUUUGCCCUCCAUUAUUUUGCAGUGGGGGUGGGGGUGGGGGGGGGGGGGGGGGGUCACAGACAGAACCUACAGGUCUAAGAAGGAAGCGGUCGGUAGGGUCUGGUGUAAAUAGCGACGAAAAAGAAACUUUAUAUUAUUCUCUUUUAAAACUAAAAAAAAAAAAAAGAAUUUCUAUACGUUUUUGAAAAAAAAAUGUGGGGGAAAAAAAAAGUCACGAAACCUUAGAAAAAAAAAAAAAUAAAUCACGUUAAAAUUCUCCCCGUAUCCCCGCGGCUCAGCGCCGUCACACAGUUGGUCUAAGGCGGAAUGUUUUGCACAAGCGUGAAGGGGUUAAUGAUACGAGUGAUCGGUGUCCAUUCAAAGCACAGCCUGGGAGUCUGGGAAAAUGCCCCCCCCCCCCGCUAAUAAGAAAUGAGGGGGGCCCGAGCCUCAACAACCCCCCCCCAGGGCAAUGUGUAUGUUUGCUAUACUUUAUUGUUGCUCAUAGCAGCCAAUCAGAUGCUUUACUUUGGUUUGGAGAUCUAAUUGCUGAUUGGUUGCCAUGGGCAACUUUACUCCACUUUUGACACAGCAUGGUGUUUUAAUUACCCCCCAAAAAAGGGGGGGGCAUGGUUUCCUACUUGUAUCACCCUUGAAAGUACAAACCAUCAUUAAGGUGGGGGGGGGGGUUGUUUUCCAGAAAUGGUCCUCCAAAAUUGAAGUAUUUUUUUUUGGGGGGGGGGGGGGGCGGUGCAAUGAAGGCCAUUGGAAGACUGGGAGCAUAGAAAAUACCCAACGUAUUAACCUUCCAAUGGCAACGGCGAAUCGGAAUGUGGCAAAUAACAAGAAUGGACCGUUCCAUUACUGAUAGGGGGGAGGUAGAUCUGGUUUUAUAUAUUGUGUAUUAUGUUCUCCCCAUCAGGUUUAAUUGACGUACACAGUGGGUAGGGGGCGGGGCUUACAAAGCCCUCUGCCAAUGAAAGUAGAGGUUAAUGACUUGACUGGUUCCCCCCCCCCCCCCCCCACCAACACACUAUUCUGGGAUAUUGUUCAGGGCAGCACUGCCCAAUUGCCUUAUAUAAUCUCAGUUGUACCAGGGGAGGGGGCGUGGCCAGUGUGUACCCACCCCCGCUUAUACCGUAGCUUGUUAUACGCUCCCCUGCUUCGACCCUCAGUCAAUAGUGGCCUUGGUUAAUGGUUAUUCUUUUUCUCUUGUUUACUGUGAGAAGCAGCAAAGCACAUUUGGGGGGGGGGGGGGGGGGGGUGACGACAUGUCUGUUUAACGCUAUAGCGAUUUAUGGAGGUGUAAUUCCCAUCUCCGGCUUGUAUUCACAAUUCUCUUAAUAAACAAAACCGUUUCAA
This is a messenger RNA of Xenopus tropicalis (tropical clawed frog), 3241 nucleotides long. It is a transcript of the gene adipor2, whose product is annotated as adiponectin receptor 2. Lineage: Eukaryota; Metazoa; Chordata; Amphibia; Anura; Pipidae. The transcript is spliced from 8 exons. Bases 244 to 1407 code for a protein of 387 amino acids. The record is from RefSeq and is a predicted model, not a curated record. Gene Ontology annotation, cellular component: membrane.